Molecule: messenger RNA, 715 nt
Organism: Molossus molossus (Pallas's mastiff bat)
Lineage: Eukaryota; Metazoa; Chordata; Mammalia; Chiroptera; Molossidae
Gene: FGF3
Product: fibroblast growth factor 3
Exons: 3
Coding region: 62-715 (217 amino acids)
Biological process (GO): positive regulation of cell population proliferation; cell differentiation; positive regulation of gene expression
Cellular component (GO): cytoplasm
Molecular function (GO): fibroblast growth factor receptor binding; growth factor activity
Source: RefSeq, a predicted model, not a curated record
CCGCCCCUUCCAUGGGAGCCGCGCUCGCCUGCAGCCGCCGCGGGGCGGGCGCGAUGCCACGAUGGGCCUGAUCUGGCUCCUGCUGCUCAGCCUGCUGGAGCCCAGCUGGCCGGCCGGCCCCGGGGCGCGGCUUCGGCGCGAUGCGGGCGGCCGCGGCGGUGUCUACGAGCAUCUUGGCGGGGCCCCCCGGCGCCGCAAGCUCUACUGCGCCACGAAGUACCACCUCCAGCUGCACCCGAGCGGCCGCGUCAACGGCAGCCUGGAGAACAGCGCCUACAGUAUCCUGGAGAUAACCGCAGUGGAGGUGGGCAUUGUGGCCAUCAAGGGGCUCUUCUCCGGACGGUACCUGGCCAUGAACAAGAGAGGACGGCUCUACGCUUCGGAGAACUACAACGCCGAGUGCGAGUUUGUGGAGCGGAUCCACGAGCUGGGCUACAACACCUACGCCUCCCGGCUGUACCGGACAGUGCCCACCGGCCCGGGGGCCCGGCGCCAGCCCAGCGCCGAGAGACUGUGGUACGUGUCGGUCAACGGCAAGGGCCGGCCCCGCAGGGGCUUCAAGACCCGCCGCACACAGAAGUCCUCGCUGUUCCUGCCCCGCGUGCUCGACCACAAGGACCACGAGAUGGUGCGGCUGCUGCAGAGCGGGGCCGGGCCGCCUGGCCAGGGCACCCAGCCACGUUGGCGGCGCCAGCGCCAGAGGGGUCAUGCCUAG